AUGGCUCACCACGAAGACAUCAGCUCUGAUCCUACCCACGACCGCUUCAAUGUUGCCGAGGAGAAGCGUCAAGCAAGAGUUGCAGAGCUCACCGACAAUGUUACUGGAGAGAUUCGCAACCCUCUUGUUGGUGUAUCUCGCGAGACUUUGAUGCGCUCUGCAGAGAAGUUCGCUGCCGACCAUGACCUCAACGACAUCCUGCCUCUUCUGAAGAAGGGCGCCCUUGCUGCUCAGAACCCUGCCGAAGUCCACACCAUGGACGACUUUACCGAUGAGGAGAAGGAGACCUUCCGCGAGGAGAUCACUCACAAGUGGCGCCAACCCAAGAUUCUCUACAUCACCAUCAUUCUGAAUUCUGUUGCUGCUGCCAUUCAAGGUUGGGAUCAGACCGGAUCCAACGGUGCCAACUUGUCCUUCCCUCAAGCCUUUGGCAUUCCCGAGAGCGGACCCGUCUGCGAAGCCGCCGGUAACUGCGCCGCCAACCAAUGGCUUGUUGGUUUCAUCAACUCCUGCCCUUACCUCGCCAUCUUCUUGUUCGCCGGCUGGAUCUCCGACCCUCUCAAUCACUGGCUCGGUCGCCGUGGUGUCAUCUUCAUCGCCGCCGUCUUCUCUCUUCUCGCUCCCAUCGGCAUGGCCGUUACACAGAACUGGCAACAGCUCAUCGUCACUCGUAUCCUUCUUGGUAUUGGUAUGGGUUUGAAGGAAGUCACCGUCCCAGUCUUCUCCGCAGAGGUUGCUCCUACCAAGAUUAGAGGUGGUUUGGUCAUGUCAUGGCAGAUUUGGACUGCUUUCGGUAUCCUUCUCGGAACAUCUGCCAACCUUGCUGUCAAGGACGUCGGUGAUAUCGCAUGGCGUCUUCAGCUUGGUUCAGCCUUCAUUCCUGCCGUUCCCCUUGUUCUUGGUAUCUUCUUCGUUCCCGAAUCGCCCAGAUGGCUGAUGUCCAAGAAGAAGUACGGCAAGGCUUACAAGUCUCUGCUUCGUUUCCGUGGAAAGCCUAUCCUCGCUGCAAGAGAGUUGAUCUACAUCUACGCUCAAAUGGAACAGGAAGUCAUGCUCAUUGAGCAGUCUGGUCUUCCCGCCAAUGCCGGUUUCUUCACCCGCUUCAUCGAGCUCUUCACCAUCCCUCGUCUGCGUCGUGCUGUCCAGGCUUCCGGUAUUGUUAUGAUCGGUCAGCAGAUGUGCGGUAUCAACAUCAUCGCCUUCUACUCUUCAACCAUCUUCGCACAAGCUGGCGCAACUGUUACCGGUGCUCUUCUCGCAUCCUGGGGCUUCGGUAUUAUCAACUUCAUCUUCGCCUGGCCUGCCGUCUGGACCAUCGAUACCUACGGUCGUCGCGCCCUCCUCCUCUUCACCUUCCCCAACAUGUGCUGGACGCUGUUGGCAGCUGGACUCUGCUUCUUGAUCCCCACAUCUUCCGCCGCCCACCUUGGUCUGAUUGCGCUCUUUAUCUACUUGUUCGAUGCCUUCUACUCUCCUGGUGAGGGUCCUGUACCAUUCACCUACUCUGCAGAAGUCUUCCCUCUGUCGCACCGUGAGGUUGGUAUGUCUUGGGCUGUUGCCACCAACAACUUCUGGGCCACCGUCGUCUCUCUCACCUUCCCUCGUCAGCUUCGCGCUUUUGGGACCACUGGCGCAUUCGGCUUCUACGCUGCCAUGAACGCAGUCGCUUGCGCAAUGAUCUUCCUCUGGUUACCUGAGACCAAGCAGCGCUCCCUGGAAGAGCUGGACUACGUUUUCGCUGUCCCUACCCGCACCCACAUGAGCUACCAGAUGUUCAAGGUCUUGCCGUACUGGUUCAAGACCACUAUUCUUCGCAAGAAGGGUCUUCCAGAGCCCAAGUUGUACCACUUCCACAGUGACUCGCCCAUGCUUGAGCUGGAGAACAUGAAGGCAUAA
Messenger RNA from Aureobasidium pullulans EXF-150, 1896 nucleotides. RefSeq names its product MFS transporter. The record is from RefSeq and is a predicted model, not a curated record. Gene Ontology annotation, biological process: transmembrane transport. Gene Ontology annotation, molecular function: myo-inositol:proton symporter activity. NCBI's taxonomy places the organism in Eukaryota, Fungi, Ascomycota, Dothideomycetes, Dothideales, Saccotheciaceae. The coding region runs from base 1 to 1896 and encodes 631 amino acids. Gene Ontology annotation, cellular component: membrane. The transcript has 3 exons.